AUGCCUUCCGCAACCCUCACCUUCCGACACCCGUUCUCACACCAGGGCGUUACCACCACCACCCCAGCCAUCGACGUGACCACCUACAACCCGAACCCGGCUCCUGCGGGCUCCUGCUGGACUGCUCCCUUUCGGGACGGUCUGCCCACCCCUCCCAGCGACAUGACCGGGCUGACCUACAAUGCCAUCUCAAGUAUGGCCUACGGGGGGAAACCGGAUGGGAUCAUGCACGGUCACGCCCGCCCCUUUGACUCGGUGUCAUCGUCGAUGGUGGCAGCCAUGAAGCCUCAGAACCCUACAGUGCCCGUGAAAGAGGCCCCCACCAUGGAACCUGCCAACAACCAGAAGAAGACGACCAGCACAGGUGGCUCGCAGCUACGCAUCCCAUCGUCCAUCAACGGCAGCAAGGGCAGUCUGGCUGAAUUUGCAGCUCAGAUGACCUGCCUGUUCUGGUUUGAACAAACCUCCAAACUCCAAGCCAUCGAGGACCGGCUGCAUCCGGUACCAUCGCUCGUCCCGGAAGCCAUGCCCACAGUCGGCUUCCAGAAAUGGGUGGCCUCAAUCCUGUCCACCACCCAGGUCAGCCAGAAUGUGAUUCUGCUGGCUCUGCUGUUUGUCUACCGACUGAAGAAGUUCAACUCCGGGGUCAAGGGCAAGAAAGGCAGUGAGUUCCGGCUGAUGACGGUGGCCCUGAUGCUGGGCAACAAAUUUCUCGAUGACAACACCUACACCAACAAGACCUGGGCGGAGGUCUCGGGCAUUGCCGUGCAUGAGAUUCAUAUCAUGGAGGUUGAGUUCUUGAGCAACAUUCGCUAUGACCUGUUCGCCUCCAAGGCCGAGUGGGCGCGUUGGCACACCUUGCUGGGCCUGUUUGGCGACUUCUUCAGCCAGGCCUCUAUGCUUCCGCUCGAAUCGGAGCAGCACACCCCCAUGCUGCGUGUCUCGCCGCCGCCCUCGCAGUCUCCCUUAUCGUCCAAGCUGCCCUCGCCUCCCGCUACUACCGACCUGCCACGCCCGCAGUCCCAGCCGAACUGGUAUAUGCCUGUCCACGGUCUGCCGCCCUACGGGCCAUCCUCACUGCAACCUCAGCUCGAGACCGCUCUGGGUACUUCCCGAAAACGGAGCCGGGACGAUCUCGAGGUUUUGCACCCUGCGAAGCGCCCGGCAAUCUCAUCGGCCAUCUCUGCUCCCGCGUUGACGAUGCCUUCGUCCGUUAUGACGCCCAUGUCGACCCUGCCGCCGGUCAUGACUCCAACUUCUAUCCCGACGUGCCAGGCUCCCAUGGCGCCGGUUUCUCGCCUCCCCCUCCCCAAUCUGCCACCAUCCUCUCACCCGGUGCCUCAGGCACACUCCCUAGCCGCAGCCUCUCAACUCCCGACCCUUAUGCCCCCAAUCUACAACCGGACUCCCAACUGGACACAGCAGAUGCCCCCACUGGCUAUCCCUCCAGUGUCGUCAGGAGGUUUCUACACGGCCCCGACACUCCCAGAACUGGGCCGACACCACCCGAACGCCUUGGGGGUGUCAUCUGCGACGGUCUCACCGGCCGUCUCCGCCUACUCCGUCCACACCCCCCAAACCCACCUCUCUCCGUCUUUCUUCCUGGCCAACCGCAAUUCGCCCUACCGGCCAGUCCGCUCCGUCCACACCCUGCUGAUUCCUCCUCCCUCAACCUCCAUGCAGCAGCAGCGCAGUGUCCCCUUCGACCACAUGCACUACCAGCCGCUGGGCAAGACCUCCGCCGACCGCAAGACUGGUCUGCUGCCCUUUAUUCAGCCGGAGGCAUGGAACCAAGGCCCCCAUUUCCCACAGUCCCUCUUCCCUCCGACGCAGGGCUACACCAGUUGA
Messenger RNA from Penicillium lagena, 1848 nucleotides. RefSeq lists its product as uncharacterized. Gene Ontology annotation, cellular component: cyclin-dependent protein kinase holoenzyme complex; nucleus. Gene Ontology annotation, molecular function: cyclin-dependent protein serine/threonine kinase regulator activity; protein kinase binding. The transcript has 3 exons. Bases 1 to 1848 code for a protein of 615 amino acids. The record is from RefSeq and is a predicted model, not a curated record. Gene Ontology annotation, biological process: regulation of cyclin-dependent protein serine/threonine kinase activity. Lineage: Eukaryota; Fungi; Ascomycota; Eurotiomycetes; Eurotiales; Aspergillaceae.